Messenger RNA from Clupea harengus (Atlantic herring), 1456 nucleotides. It is a transcript of the gene pmp22a, whose product is annotated as peripheral myelin protein 22a. Gene Ontology annotation, cellular component: plasma membrane. Lineage: Eukaryota; Metazoa; Chordata; Actinopteri; Clupeiformes; Clupeidae. The record is from RefSeq and is a predicted model, not a curated record.
CGUGUGUAUUUGGGAGAGGGACAGGGUAGACUGGAUGGUGACGUAGCGACGCUCGCAGGGCGGUGUUCUCACGUUUUGAAAAAGUUGACUGUGGUGCGGCUGCAUCUGGAAUACAGGACCCACGAUUUGAGAAUCUAUAGUAGGAACUCUGAAACGCGCAGCUACGCUUUCUCCUUGCUUGCUCUCUAUCGUUGUGGUGGAAUUUUUUUUCUCUACACCUUUCUAGGCUAUCUAUAGGUUCCAAAAUGUCGAUCGCUCUAGCCGCAAUUUCGAUUUUGCACCUGCUGGAUUUGGUCAUACUGAUAACUUCAACAGCCGCCAAUGCUUGGAUAGUGGAUGGGGACCUGAGUGCAGACCUGUGGUACAAAUGCACCUCAAAGAACGGAGGAUACCACUGCAAACAAUCAAUUAAUGAAGACUGGCUGCAGGCAGUGCAGGCCCUCAUGGUCCUGGCCGUGCUCUUCUGUCUACUGUCAUUCGUCUUCUUCCUCUGUCAACUCUUCACCCUGGUCAAGGGAGGACGCUUCUACUUCACCGCCGUCUUCCAGAUCCUCGCCAGUUUGUUUGUGAUGAGUGGAGCGAUCAUCUUCACAGUAAUGAACUACGCUGCAGCCUCGAGCUCCUACGGGUACGCCUACGUGCUGGCCUGGUUGGCCUUCCCCCUGACACUGGGCAGUGGGCUCAUCUACAUCAUUCUGAGGAAGACAGAAUGAGCAGCCCCAGACAGGGGAGGAGUGGAGCAGGGAGGGGGACACCCACUCUCCCAACAGUCUCACUCAGUCAGUAGGACAGCCUGGUACCAGCAGCACCAUAGAGCGCCCCCUUGUGGUGGCCGUCUGUGGACAUACGCACUAAAUGUGUUUUCUAAGAAGGAAAAAAACAAAACAAAGAGAGAAAAAAAAAACAUGUCGGUCAUCAGUUAAUGUCUCAUUGUGAAGGUGUGUAUGAUGUCUGUGGUUUGUCUAUUUAUAACAUGUUUUACAGUACAUACUUUGUGUAUAUAAUAGUGUCAGUGUUUGUGUUAGAGGUGGUUGAAGCUCCCCGGCCUUUGGAUUGGUUUUCAGUGCAGGAAUAUCUAUGCAGAAAGGGGGAGAGAUGGCUCUACUGUGUUGCUUUCAUCCCACCAUCCCACCUUAACUACUUAACUAGACUUACAAUCAAAAGAGCAAAUUCAGUUAAUGUCCAGCGGUUGUUGUUUUUUGUCUUGUUUUUAAGUGCUUUUAAUUACCUUUGAAAUAUGUAUGUGUGUGAUGAAUCAAAGAAAAUUUGUAUCAUAUUAUAUUUUUAAUCAAUGUUUCCAAAUAAAAAUAGUGCUAUGUAUUUGCCAUUCUUGAAAACCAUAGGCAUGUAGGCUUAAGUCAUGAAGUAAUUUGAACAUUACAAUUAUACGUUGUGUAUCUGUGUCCAAAUAUUCUUGCCUUCUGUAGUCUUUUUUGUAAUAAAAUGGCAAAGAGUA